ACCCUUGUGCUCAGGCACACGGCCUUGCUAUGGACCAAAUGUGACUUGAUCAUAAAAUGGAUAAUUGUCGGGCUUGACUGGAAGCUAGGGUCCAAUGCUAGCAGGUGUUGGGGACGCCUUCCUUCUACUCCGCAGUCGAAACCUAGGACGGGCAUCCGCCAGACGUGGCGCAUCCUCCCAACCGUUCGAAACAUCAUGAAGGAAUCGGAGAACCUUGCCAGGUUAUACCACUCCUGCUUCUUGUGCCAAAAUAGCCUGUUGUCGUGGUGAUUUUGCGCCAGAUGUGAUCGCCAAGCAUAUGUGACAAGUAGAACGGUUCCCUAGCCCGAGAGAUGCACUACUCAUCAUUUCUCAUCAUUGGCAGGUCUCCUCAAAUCUACGGAAGGACUCCAAUGUAUGCAGGUUGGCGGGAGUACCUCGCGCCAAUUCAUGCUGCGAUGUGGAUCUUGGUCAUGUCGGCACGCUUCUCCUCCCAGUGCUCGUUCAUCCUUGGGUGGCGUCGAGACAUGGCAAUGGCGUCUUACUAUUUUCCCUGGCCUGGAGGAGAGCUCUAUUCUAACCUCUCUCUGUCUCUCUCUUGUAGCAUUUGCGCAACCACAGCCGGGAAGCCGAGACUGAAGAUUCAUCCGCAACACGCUGGCCCACGCCAGAGAUCACUCGGGCCCCGGAUACAAUUGACUCACCCUACGAAACCCUACGAAAGACUCAUAUCCCGGACACUGCUGACUCGGGCACUCCCGACUCUCAGCGGCGCGAAGUCGAGACCCGAAGGCGCCGCCAGAGGUCGAGUUCCCGUCCGGACCCCCUCACAUGACAAUGGCUGGGGACAGGGAGCGGUCUGCUUUGGGGACGCUUUUUUAUUUAUUGAUCUGAAGGCAGGACCUCAUGAGGUGUGAGGUUCCGUCUCCCGGCGAAGCGCAGAAACUUGACGGAAGGGAGUCAUCAAACAGAGAGGGACUUGAAAUCUGGGCGCUUCAACCUUGACAAAGAGAUAUUGAUAGCGUCAUUGUUGAGCCGAAU
Messenger RNA from Microdochium trichocladiopsis, 1020 nucleotides. RefSeq lists its product as uncharacterized. Bases 333 to 896 code for a protein of 187 amino acids. The record is from RefSeq and is a predicted model, not a curated record. The transcript is spliced from 2 exons. Lineage: Eukaryota; Fungi; Ascomycota; Sordariomycetes; Xylariales; Microdochiaceae.